Phaeoacremonium minimum UCRPA7 is the source of this 1770-nucleotide messenger RNA. Its product is annotated as putative pre-mrna-processing factor 39 protein. NCBI's taxonomy places the organism in Eukaryota, Fungi, Ascomycota, Sordariomycetes, Togniniales, Togniniaceae. Gene Ontology annotation, molecular function: protein binding. Gene Ontology annotation, biological process: RNA processing; mRNA 5'-splice site recognition. The record is from RefSeq and is a predicted model, not a curated record. The transcript is spliced from 4 exons. Gene Ontology annotation, cellular component: U2-type prespliceosome; commitment complex; U1 snRNP. Bases 1 to 1770 code for a protein of 589 amino acids.
AUGAGCGACUUCGGCAAUUUUGGCGGCUCCGACGAGGAGAAUGCUGAGAUCAGGAAGCUAAAUCUUGAGGUGGAAGCCGAUCCCGACAACUUCGAGCAUUGGGAGAAGUUGGUGCGCGCCUGCGAGGCUUUGGAGGGCGGCCUAAAUCGCAACUCGAGCCCGCAAGCACUUGCUACCUUACGCGACUCAUACGAUCGAUUCCUACUCAAGUUUCCUCUACUUUUCGGAUACUGGAAGAAGUAUGCGGAUCUCGAGUUCAACAUUUCUGGCCCUGAGUCGGCUGAGAUGGUUUACGAGCGCGGAUGCGCUAGCAUCACGAACUCGGUCGAUCUUUGGACAGAUUAUUGCUCCUUCAAAAUGGAGACGACACAUGUGCCACAGCUUGUGAGAGAACUUUUCGAGAGAGCUGCCCUGUUCGUUGGCCUUGACUUCCUAGCCCAUCCUUUCUGGGACAAGUACAUAGAAUAUGAGGAACGACAGGAAGCACCGGAGAAGGUCUUUGCGAUUCUUUCGCGUGUUAUCCAUAUCCCCAUGCAUCAAUAUGCGCGAUACUACGAGAAGUUCCGCACUCAGUCGCAUCUUCGACCUUUAUCCGAACUGGUUACUGCCGAUAUUGUUUCUCAAUUCCGUGCUGAGACUGAGGCCGAAGCCGCGCCUUAUGGAGUGGUCAAAACUGAGCUGGAAGUCGAGCGUGACAUUCGCGCCAAAAUCGAUGCUAUGUUCUACGAGGUUUUCCAGAAGACACAGACCGAAACGACGAAGAGAUGGACCUACGAAUCAGAGAUCAAGCGACCCUACUUCCAUGUCACAGAGCUCGAGAGUCAGCAGCUUGUUAAUUGGCGCAAGUAUCUGGAUUUUGAAGAGGCUGAGGGUGACAUCUCACGCGUCACGUCACUAUACGAGCGAUGCCUAGUAACUUGCGCCUUUUACGAUGAAUUCUGGUUCCGAUAUGCCAGGUGGAUGCUAGCGCAAGAGAACAAGGAAGAGGAGGUCCGUAACAUCUACCUCCGUGGCGCCACUCUCUUCGUGCCCAUCAGCAGGCCUGGGAUCAGGUUGCAGUUUGCCUAUUUUGAGGAGAUGUGUGGGCGCGUGGACGUUGCUCGUGCAAUUCACGAAGCUGUUCUCCUCAAGCUCCCCAACUGCGUCGAGGCUAUCGUGUCCUGGGGUAACCUGGAGCGACGCCAGAGUGGACUGGAAGCCGCGAUCGAGGUGUACAAAGCACAGAUUGAUUCGCCCGAGGUAGACAUUUUCACCAAGGCAGCGCUCGUCACUGAAUGGGCCAACCUGCUGUGGACAGUCAAGGGCUCCGUGGAUGAGGCGCGGACUGUCUUCUUGAAGAACGUGCAGUGGUAUGCUGAUAGUCGACAUUUCUGGCAGAAGUGGCUCGACUUUGAGCUGGCACAGCCCACCAGCAUUGAGCAGGAGGCUGAGCAUAGUGAGCGCAUCAAGACCGUGUUUGAUGAGAUGCGCACCAGAAGCCGUAUGUCUGCGGCAACCAAGAAGGAGCUUUAUGAGGUUUACCUUUCGUACCUCCAACAACGUGGGGGCAAGGAAGCCAUGAAGCAAUUCCUGCUCAUCGACCGUGAGAUGUUUGGGCCACCAUCCAUCUCUGUUCUGUCCAAGUCCACGUUGGGCGUCAAAGAGAACGGCAUAGCUCUGGCAGAUCUCGACGAUGUCACUCGCCAGAAGGCGGAAGCUAGGUACUACACCUACUACGAGCAAUUCGUCGAGCCGGAUCCGAAUGCGCAGGGCCCUGCCGACUUCCAUUGA